Molecule: messenger RNA, 1086 nt
Organism: Nematolebias whitei (Rio pearlfish)
Lineage: Eukaryota; Metazoa; Chordata; Actinopteri; Cyprinodontiformes; Rivulidae
Gene: jdp2a
Product: Jun dimerization protein 2a
Exons: 4
Coding region: 43-639 (198 amino acids)
Biological process (GO): regulation of transcription by RNA polymerase II
Cellular component (GO): nucleus
Molecular function (GO): DNA-binding transcription factor activity, RNA polymerase II-specific; RNA polymerase II cis-regulatory region sequence-specific DNA binding
Source: RefSeq, a predicted model, not a curated record
CCAAAUCCUUCCAGACUGGGAUCACGUUUGAAAGUCGGGCUGAUGCAACGAUUCCCACUUUUUAGAAUCUACUCUCGAUCCUCGGCUGAGCAGAAGAAAGGACAUUUGUUGCACCUGGGGUCCAAGUCAGCUGCGGUGAAGACCGAGUCUGACGCGAUGCCAGGACAAAUCCCAGAUCCCUCUGUGACGGCGGGCUCCCUGCCCAGCCUGGGCCCGCUGGCUGGGAUCUCAGCCACCACGCUGACCGACAAGCUCAAAUUUGGCGACCUCCAGGAGUUUGGAACAAUGUUGUCACCGCUGCACUUCCUGGACAGCUUUGGAAAGAGACCUCUAGUCAUCAAAACGGAGAGAGAUGAAGAGGAGGAGAGGAGAAAACGGAGGCGAGAGAAAAACAAAGUGGCUGCCGCUCGAUGUCGAAACAAAAAGAAAGAGAGGACAGAUUAUCUACAAAAUGAGUCAGAAAGGUUAGAGAUGCUAAACUCUGAUCUUAAAGCCCAAAUUGAGGAGCUCAAACUUGAGCGACAGCAGCUCAUCCUCAUGCUCAACCGCCAUCGUCCCACGUGCAUCGUCCGGACGGACAGCGUCAAAACCCCGGAGAGCGAGGCAAACCCCCUGCUGCAGCAGCUCCAGGCCAACUGAGGACACAAAGACUUGCUUAUCAUUUGUGCGCUUGAGAAGAGGUCGACACCUAACAGCACUUGGAUGGAAACCUGCUCUGAAAACCAGAGCGCCGCACCACAAAGAGCAGCACCAUCAUUUUCGUCACCAUCAUUCAAGCUCCAGCCACAGUUUUACUUAGAUUAAACAAAAAAUAUCAAAACAUGUAGGACAAUUACACUCCAUACAUUAAGUUUAGUUUUACAGUCAAAAAUGAACUGUGACUUCUUCAUGUGUUUAUUGUUGUGACAUAAAUGACAUAAACUUACUGGACUGCUUUCAACUCACAGACUGAAGACAUAAACCAGAACUUUCAUGCUCCCAAGUUUUUAGAAGCAGUUAAAUCGACAUGCAAAGAGAUCAGGUUAGCAUUUAUCUUUUUUUUCAUAGUUACAGAACAAAUAACUAUGUUCUGUAUUUCAUUGUUUU